AUGACAGUUGAUACUCAUGCCCAAAAGCUUCAUAAUCAAGCCUCAACUUCUUUCACCUUCCAAACUCCCAUUCCUGACCCAACAAUUACCUUCAAUCCAAUAUUUCUUAGCAGUGAAUUUCAUGUCUCUUAUCACCAGGCUGUCUCGAAUGCAGAAUUUCAUCCUUCAACACCGAUCCCUUCAGUUUACCCUGCAACCAAUUUUCCAACUGGGGGAGUAGCUCAUGUAAUAGGAGGAAAAAGCAGAGAAAAAGAAAAUGAGAAGUUAUCUGCUCUGGAGGAAAGGCUAAGAGCUAUUGACGAGUUAAAUAUAUAUGGCUCAGUCGAUGUGUCUUCACUGAGAUUAGUGCCAGAUGUUGUGGUACCACUAAAAUUUAAGGUCCCAGAAUUUGACAAAUACAGCAGAAGCUCCAAUCCACGCAUCCAUUUAGCCACUUACAUAUCUAAGAUGUCUGCUCUUAUAGAAGAUGAUAGACUCUUGGUACACUUCUUCUAUGAAAGCCUCACAGGAGCAGCCUUAUGUUGGUGCAUGCAAUUGGAUAGGAGUAUAUUACGCUCCUGGAAAGAUUUGGCUGACACUUUCCUCAAACAGUAUAAGUUCAAUUAUGAUGUUGUCCUCACACGGAGAGACCUCCAAAACCUGAUGGGAGAAAGGAUUGAAGCAAAUCUCCGAUUGGGGAGAUUACAAGAAGUAGUAGGUGAGAGUCCUAUGAAAAAGUAUACCAAUUUUGGGAAAAAGAAGAAAGGGGAUGUGCACUCCAUUUCAAAAACUCACCUACCGCCACUAAAUAAUUUUUGCCCAUACACCUCAGCCCAAAGUCCAUACCCUCUAGCCCAAAACCCAAUGGUAGCAAAUGUUCCUCCUCCAUUCUCGAAUUAUCCUCGCCCACAAUAUCCUCCUAAAGCUGCCUAUAAUCCUAGACCAUCUGACCAAAAUACUCCUUUCAGACCACCUGCUUCUCAACCUAGUUCGAGACCAUCAAGGAAUUCUGAUCCGCCGAAUUCUGAUCCGCCAUUACCACUCCCACUUAGUGAAAUUUAUUGUUAUCUGUUGGGUAUCAAUCAGAUAGUGCCCAUCCCACUAGACCCCAUCCAGCUGCCAUAUCCAAGAAAUGGGUGGUUAAAGAUUGAAGGGAGUGGCUCCACUCCUAAUGUCACUUCAAAGCCAUUACCCCAUUACGAUACCAAAAAAGGGAAUGGUGUGAGUGUGAUAGAGUCCCUGGAUGAAAACUUGAUUACGGAAGUGGAUCAGUUAACCCUGUUCUUCAAUGAGAUUCUUGCAAUGGCAGUACUGGAAGGGUACAUACAUCUAUAUAGGCUUAACUCUGGAAAUGAUCUAUCGGGCUUAGGAUGCCCUUAUAAUGGAGCAACCAAUCACGAAUUGCAGAAUUGUGAUGAAUUCAAGGAGGAAAUCUGGAAGAUGAUAUCACUGAAAAUCUUGAGGUGUCAAUUAAAGUCAAAAGAAGAAAAGGAAGUGAACAUCGCCAUUUAUGGUAAAGACAUCUCAAGAUCUGCUCCAAAAAUGGUUUUUUCUGUUCCCACCACAUCAACAUUUCCAGCACCACCUCUGACAAUCAUACGUACCCCACCACAGCUACCAGUUACCAAUACCCAUGCUGUGCCUUGGAAUUAUAAUUUCCAAGUUUAUACACAGAGUGCAUCCAGCAGUACUUCCAUCCCUACCCUCAACCAUACCUACACUCAACCCAUUACCACCCCUAAACCAUGUUUCACCCCUCAUGCUUACUUCAAAAUGACCUAUACAGGCCCCUCCAAUGACUCUGCUCCCCAAUUCACAUCAGAACUUGCCUUAAUAAAUGACUCUCCAAAUCUAGAAGUAGAAUUUAUUACUAGAAGUGGGAGGUGUUACGGCACUGAGGAAAAGAAAAGUAAAGGGAAAGCAGAAGUAGAAGAGUCACCUGAGACUGAGGAAAAGGUGGGAAAAGUAGUAGAGAGGGGAGAACCCAAUGAAAGGAAGGAAUAA
Molecule: messenger RNA, 1983 nt
Organism: Hevea brasiliensis (rubber tree)
Lineage: Eukaryota; Viridiplantae; Streptophyta; Magnoliopsida; Malpighiales; Euphorbiaceae
Exons: 3
Coding region: 1-1983 (660 amino acids)
Source: RefSeq, a predicted model, not a curated record